Stylophora pistillata is the source of this 2899-nucleotide messenger RNA. Its product is annotated as tRNA (carboxymethyluridine(34)-5-O)-methyltransferase alkbh8. Gene Ontology annotation, molecular function: tRNA (5-carboxymethyluridine(34)-5-O)-methyltransferase activity; S-adenosylmethionine-dependent methyltransferase activity; tRNA binding. Gene Ontology annotation, cellular component: cytoplasm; nucleus. Gene Ontology annotation, biological process: tRNA wobble uridine modification; tRNA methylation. Lineage: Eukaryota; Metazoa; Cnidaria; Anthozoa; Scleractinia; Pocilloporidae. The record is from RefSeq and is a predicted model, not a curated record.
UCGAAUGCAAUGAAAACGUGUGCAACAAAAUUGACCAAAGCAGAAAAAAAGGCGCUGAGAAAGCAGACGAGACUAAUUCAUAGUCUUCGCAGGAAUAAUUCCGAACUUGCCAUAGUUUCAGAAUCGCCCACUCGCCAUCUGAUGGUCGGAAAUGGAGGGUUUAUGUGUGGCAUAGACCGAAAGCUAAUUUUCAACUUUUUUCAGAAGUUUGGAAACAUAGAGCGGCUUCUGAUGUUCCCUGGUAGAUCCUUUUCAUUUAUCACCUUUGAGCAUGUCAGUGAAUCACUUAAGGCAAUGGAAAAAGUGCACGGUCGUGUUUUAGACUGUCCUUCAGAGUUUCCGAGACCCGACGUCAGAUUCUACCUUUCAUUCCUCACAAAUUUACCCGAUGAUGUUUCGUUUGAAAAACAGGCCACACCAUCAGGUCUUGUGUUAGUGGAUGAUUUUGUGACGGAGGCAGAAGAGGAGCAGUUAAUUCAAGUACUGGGAUGGGGAAGUGAAGGGAAUGAGGUUGAGAUUCAAGGCACAGCAAAUCAGGAACUUCGUCAUAGGAGAGUCAAACAUUUUGGCUACGAGUUUUUGUAUCGAUCAAAUAAUGUAGACAAAUCAAAUCCUUUACCUGAUGGUUUUCCUGGUGUUUGUGACGUACUGUUGGAUCGUGUCCAGGAGAAAGUCAUGUUCAAACCAGAUCAAAUGACAGUUAACGAAUACAAGCCAGGCCAAGGUAUUCCACCUCACAUUGACACUCACUCUGCUUUUGAAGAUGGAAUAGUUUCACUCAGCCUUGGAUCUCAGGUCACAAUGGAGUUUCGUCAUCCGGAUGGUAGACACGUGCCAGUUGUUUUACCAAGGAGAAGUUUAUUGGUCAUGACUGGUGAAAGCAGAUAUCUUUGGAGUCACGGUAUAACACCUCGAAAAUACGAUAUUAUACAUGAUGCCAAAAGUACAUCAAACGAGGGGACUGGUUACGUUAAAAUCUCCAAGGAACCUGAAACAGUCAUUGCAGAGGGCACUCAUAAUAAAAGAGCCGAAGAAGGAACUACUCUGUUUGAAAGACAAACAAGGAUUUCGCUAACACUUCGCAAAGUCCGCCACACUCCGUGUGACUGCGCCUUCUCAGCUCAGUGUGAUUCGCAAACUGGAAGCAAGACUGCUCCCGAACUCUCGCCUCCGUCCAGUGUUCCAACAACGAUUGGAGAAGCGCAAAAUCUGGAAAAGCUCCACGUGCACGAAGUGUACGAAAAGAUUGCGCCACAUUUCAGUGGAACACGGCACAGCCCUUGGCCAAAAGUGGCAGACUUUCUGCGGAAUCAACCAGUCGGGAGUCUGGUGGCGGAUGUAGGAUGUGGAAACGGCAAAUAUCUUGGGAUUAAUGAUAAUCUAUUCAAAACAGGUUCUGAUAGAAGUUUUAACUUGGCUUCUAUCUGCCGAGAGCGGGGAUAUUCUGUGAUUGUGUGUGAUAUCUUGUCAUUGCCAUACAGGACUGAUGUGUUUGAUGUAUGUCUCUGCAUCGCAGUUCUUCAUCACCUUGCUACGGCCGAGCGACGUCUGGUUGGUCUAAAGGAACUGGUUCGAAUAACACGCCCAGGGGGAUUGGUACUCGUGUACGUAUGGGCUUUAGAACAGGAAGUGAAAAAAGUUAAAAAGAAACAUCUGAAGGAAGUGGAUUUCACCGAAAGUAAUAAUCAUCGCACCGAACAGGAAAACCUAAGUAACAAAAACGAGUUUUUGAAAGAAAGCAAAACCAUCGAAAACUUUCCCUCAAAUAACGAACCAUCCCCUAAUAAAUCCGAAACUUUAGAUCAUAAUUGUUCAUCGAGAUUGAUGGUUAAUGCUAGCCGGGAUUCGUUUGAACAACAAGAUUUAUUUGUGCCGUGGAAAUACAGCGGCCCAGGAAAACAACAUGAGAAACGGAGAAAAGACGCUGAAGGGUCAGGAGAAGGUACAGAGGGUCACGUGUACCACAGGUAUUAUCACGUGUUUCAAGAUGGCGAGCUCCGAAACCUUUGUAGCCGCCUCAGUAACGUGACACUGGAGGAACAUUAUUACGACCGAGGGAACUGGUGCGUAAUGCUCAGGAAAAGUAAAUAGUGCCCGUGGAGGAGUGCGUGGGAAGAAUCUUAGCGACUGAUUAACUUGAUUAUAUUGACCAUUUAAGCGAAUAAGCAAAAAAUGGCUCUAUUCUGUUUGAAUUUUUUCUCUCGCAGCUCUGACGCUUAUCCCAUACCCACUGGACUCUCUCGUUCCCUCAGCACCUUUCAACAAUUAAAUGGCCGGGACUAAUGAGAAAAAAUAAUUUAGAAAGAUGGAAGUGUCGUUCAUGGAGAUGCAGAGGUAGCAUUUGGGGAAGGGAGAGACUCUCCCUAUAAGGGGACUUUCCCUUUGUUUCCUCUUGUAUUGAAUUGUCCUCGCCCUCACUAUCGGCCCCCGUUCUACGGGUAUGCAGACUCGUCAUACAUCUGGCCUACAGGAGGACAUUAGUACCGACACAAUUGAAAGUGUUUUAUUUUACAUGAAAAAUGUCAAAUAUAAAUUUACAUACAAUGUGCUUUGACUUGCGUUUUCCCUUUGUGUCCGAUCAAAAUGAUGACCUUCUCAGAGAAUCAAUUUGUAAAGGAAUAGCACAUGUCGUGUGAAUGUAACAAUACAGAACAGGAUUAAAAAAAAAAAAAAAACAAUACAUAAAAGAUCAGCAUCUUUCCAUUCUACUGUCGUGUCCUGACAAACUGACAGAAAUUAAACUUACAUUGGUUUAGUGCAGAAACAGGAGUGCUGAGUUGUGCACUGAAGUCGUUAAACUCCUCCCUUUGUGUCCGAUCAAAAUGAUGCCCUUCUCAGAGAAUCAGUUUGUAAAGGAAUAGCACACGUCGUGUGAAUGUAACAAUACAGAACAGGAUUA